AUGGUGCUUGCUGUGGUAAGGACGGGUGGUGCGGAUAUGGACCGAAAUACUGCGGCGCUGGAUGCAUCAGCAACUGCAACGCCCAUGCCGAAGUUUUGCACCGGAAAGUGUCAGUCUCACUGUGUAGAGCAUCCGAAGCCUCCCGGGGGUGGAGGGACUAGCAACACGCUGUCAAAGGUCAUCGGCUACUACGAGGCAUGGCACGACGAAUCGAAAUGUCAUCUAACUAGUGCCGACGACCUCCCCGUGGAUGGCCUCACCCACCUGAAUUACGCGUUCGCAUAUAUCGACCCUAAGUCCUUCAAGAUCACAACCAUGGAUGCUGCGACGCCAGCUCGUACGUUUGAGGACGUAGCCAGCCUGAAGCUCAAAAACCCAAACCUGCAACUGUUUGUGAGUCUCGGUGGCUGGUCGUUUUCCGACAACGACACAGCGACGCAGCCGGUUUUUGGGAACAUUGCGCGCAGUUCUACCAACCGCCGACAGUUUGCGGACAACCUUCUUAAAUUUCUGAAUACUUACGGAUACGAUGGGGUAGACAUCGACUGGGAAUACCCCGGAGCUCCCGAUCGAGGCGGCAAGCCAGACGAUACCAAGAACUACGUCUUGCUGGUUGAGACGCUCCGUAAAAGAUUCGAUGACUCGGGCCGCAAGCUGGGUAUCACCUUUACUGCCCCCUCGUCCUUUUGGUAUUUACGCUGGUUUGAUCUUCCUGGGAUGGUGAAACAUGUCGACUGGAUCAAUAUCAUGUCAUAUGAUCUACACGGCGUGUGGGAUAGCAACAAUCCUCUUGGAUCUUUUGUCCGAGGCCACACAAAUCUCACCGAGAUCAAUCUUACCGCAGAGCUCUUCUGGCGCGUCAAGAUACCGCCUUCAAAGCUUGCCCUCGGCUUUGGCUUCUAUGGAAGGGCUUUCACGUUGUCAGACCCGAACUGUACCAAACCCGGUUGUCCCUUCAGCGGCGGCGCUAGGCCGGGUGUGUGCACAGGGACAAGCGGAUACCUCGCCCACUACGAGAUCCAGGAUAUCAUUAGGAAGAACAAGAAAAGAGGUUUGGUGCCUAUACACGACAAAAAGGCGGCGGUGAAGUAUAUGACAUGGGACAACGACCAGUGGAUCUCGUACGACGAUGUCGACACCUUUAAACAGAAGAUCAAGUGGGCGGACAGCAUCCGGUUUGGGGGGUCGUUGAUCUGGGCAUCCGACUUGGACGAUUACGAGUUCACAGCCCACAAGGGACUUACCGGAAAUACCAAGCUUGGCAGUGCGCUCUCCAAGAAUCAGACAGCGACGCCAGUGGUGGCUGAGAUCGACUCUAGUUUUGGCAACAACUGCUACAAAGAGGGGAACCAGUUCAUACAGUCAUGCGAAAGGGGGUUUGUCAAGGUAGGAGCAGACAGAGACGGCAUAGACUGUGGUAACAUCCAUGAGUCCGCCUGCGGCCGCAUCAUCUGCUGCCCGAAGACGUCGGGUAUGACCGACUGCAUGUGGCGCGGGUCUGGAGGAGAUUGCAACGGGCAAUGUCACGAGGGCGAGGUCAAGCUCGCGUCGUCCAGCUGGGGCGGUAAACCUGGCGAGUCAAGCCCGACUGGAAGGUGCAACCGAGGCGACAAGGCGUUUUGUUGCAAAGCCGCUCAAUACGCCAGUUUGACCGAGAACUGCCGCUGGACUAAUAGCUGCGGCAGCAAUUGCAACUCGGACGAGGAGAGCGUUGCCUAUGCCUACGACCAGCCUGGGUGGGGGGCAAAUGUCUUCUGCAAUGGCUUUCACUAUUGUUGUAAGAAGGACCGCCCGAUCCCCUUACGGAACUGCCAUUGGGUCGGCCAAGGAGACUGCGCCGACAACACCUGCGCCAAGUCCGAGGUAACUCUGUGGACUAAUUAUAGAGGCGACUCUUACUGGGGUUGUGCCUGGUACCGGAAAAAGGCACUCUGCUGCACGCCCAAUGCGGACGCCUUAGAGGAGGACGUUUGCGAUUACAAUCCGUGCGACGACGAUCCGGAUAUGUGCAGCGAUGGACUGAGCGACCUAUGGGGCGCUUCAAGGACAAAGCCGGUCAGGCGAACAUACAUCGACGAAGACGGACUCGAAUAUGAGUACCUGGACAAGGGGGUUGGUGCGACGCCUGGACUGCCGAGGCAAAUCAACCUCAAACUGCUCACGCGCAUGCUCACCUGGAACUCUCGCCCAUAUCCAACUGGGGAUAAGCGAAACUUCCUUUUCCGCCCGGGGACUGGGCUCGCUACGAUGUGGCUUAAGGGCGGCUAUGACAAGGCAAGUAGGGUUUGCACCGACCCCGGGCUGGUUUUCACCAAAGCGUCGGACCUGGCCAGAACCGGCUUCCAGACCGAGCAUCUGUUCGAGGUCCAACUCCCCAAGAAGCUGCUGGAAACAGCAGUCAGCGGUGUUCUGCCAAAGAUCGGACAGGGUGUCACGCCGAUUCUGAAAACGGCACGGCUCGCCGAGGACAGCCUCUAUGCCGGCUGGAAUAAGCUCUAUGCGCCCAGCGUCAACCUGAACAAGUUUUACGAGGUCGUCAAAGGCGUGCCGAGCAGCUACGUGGCGCCGGCGAACACUCCCGCCGACCGACUCAUGACGGCCAUUGGGGAUUGGGGCAACAUGCAGAACCUGCUCCUUGUCGCCGGUGACGUCAAUUGGGUCAAGGGCAAGCUCUUCUCGCUGGAAAACCCCAUGGCCACAUCAACUUUGCGCAAAGCCGUCAGUGACGCCCUAAAAGGGGACGAGAUGGCAGCCAAAAAAAUCGAGGUUGUCCUCCAAAGUGUGUUCUCUGUCUUCAGAUAUAUGAACGACGCGGCGACCGAGGUUGUAUGGCGCCACGCCUACUACUCCAUCAACAAAGAGAUCGAGAACAUGGACCAAUAUAUGCCCCAGCUCCACGGUAUCAAAGCCAUCUGGGAUGAAUUUUUGCCCGCAUACCAAGGCGCUGUGUCCGACAAGGCAGUUGCGUUUAUUCGGGAUGUAUACUACUAUAUCAACUUUUAUGUGUCACCAGACAAGGCUGGGCUGAGCGAUCACCUCGGUAAGAUGGUUUGGACGGCGGGAAACUAUGCCAAAAGGACUGGCGAACUCCAUUGGCAGAAAGAUUUUUCUGGCUAG
Dichotomopilus funicola is the source of this 3117-nucleotide messenger RNA. Its product is annotated as symbiotic chitinase. The record is from RefSeq and is a predicted model, not a curated record. NCBI's taxonomy places the organism in Eukaryota, Fungi, Ascomycota, Sordariomycetes, Sordariales, Chaetomiaceae. The coding region runs from base 1 to 3117 and encodes 1038 amino acids. The transcript is spliced from 10 exons. Gene Ontology annotation, molecular function: hydrolase activity, hydrolyzing O-glycosyl compounds; chitin binding. Gene Ontology annotation, biological process: carbohydrate metabolic process.